AGGCCUGCUUUCAACAGCUACUCUUCCAAGUUCUUGGCACCUACUCAAAGCCUUUUGUCUUUCUGCUAUGCCCUGACCCAGGACGACAGUGGCAUCAAGCUGUCUGAUGAAGACCUCCGGGCCGAAGUGGACACAUUCAUGUUCGAAGGUCAUGACACCACCACCAGUGGUAUCUCCUGGUUUCUCUACUGCAUGGCCUCUCAACCAGAGCACCAGCAGCGUUGCAGGGAGGAGGUUCGUGAGAUCCUAGGGGACCAGGACGCCUUCCAGUGGGAUGAUCUGGGCAAGAUGACCUACCUGACUAUGUGCAUCAAGGAGAGCUUCCGCCUCUACCCACCUGUGCCUCAGGUGUACCGCCAGCUCAGCAAGCCUGUCGACUUUGUGGAUGGCCGCUCUCUUCCAGCAGGUGGGAGAGAGUGGGCUGAAGAGGGUAGAAUCAGGGUCCCCUGGAUGCUCCUUUGACACCUCCUGUGAUGUUCACCAAAACUUU
This is a messenger RNA of Fukomys damarensis (Damara mole-rat), 490 nucleotides long. RefSeq names its product cytochrome P450 4B1-like. The annotation marks the transcript as partial. The transcript is spliced from 2 exons. The record is from RefSeq and is a predicted model, not a curated record. NCBI's taxonomy places the organism in Eukaryota, Metazoa, Chordata, Mammalia, Rodentia, Bathyergidae. Gene Ontology annotation, molecular function: oxidoreductase activity, acting on paired donors, with incorporation or reduction of molecular oxygen; monooxygenase activity; iron ion binding.